AUGAAUAUUCUCUUUUAAGCAUUAAUAGCAAAAGUCAAGUUGAUUUUGCUAUUAAACAAAAUGAGAAUAUUCUUUGGAUAAUAGAGACCAAGACAAUAAAUAUAGAAUAUGAACUUGCCCAAAAUUUUAUUCAAACACAAAGUACAUGCCAA
Racocetra persica is the source of this 152-nucleotide messenger RNA. The record is from the annotation of a GenBank genome assembly. Lineage: Eukaryota; Fungi; Glomeromycota; Glomeromycetes; Diversisporales; Gigasporaceae.